AUGGAAUUGGAAGUAGGUAAAGGCCAAAACGAAUCUGCUAAUGCUGCUGUAACUCCACUUGUAACUACUUGUGGAUGGAAGAGGUCCAUUGAUGGUCGCUUUAUGACCAAUUUGAAGGAUUUUGUGAGUACCCCAAUGGCUGAUCACAAGGUUUGCUUCAAAAAUACUAUUGACGAGAAGGUUGAAAAUUUUCGAAAGCAAGUUCAUAGGCUUAAAAGGUGGGAAAAGUUCUGCGACCAUCCAAUGGCUGCCCGCAGAGGAGAAUCAUCGGACAUGACACACGCAUAUGCAGCUUUUGAUCAAUUUUAUUAG
Messenger RNA from Solanum verrucosum, 312 nucleotides. RefSeq lists its product as uncharacterized. Lineage: Eukaryota; Viridiplantae; Streptophyta; Magnoliopsida; Solanales; Solanaceae. Bases 1 to 312 code for a protein of 103 amino acids. The transcript has 2 exons. The record is from RefSeq and is a predicted model, not a curated record.